Molecule: messenger RNA, 1543 nt
Organism: Rotaria sordida
Lineage: Eukaryota; Metazoa; Rotifera; Eurotatoria; Philodinida; Philodinidae
Source: the annotation of a GenBank genome assembly
AUGAUUAUUGAAGAAGCAUUUCAAACAGGUCAAAAACAUGCUGUAUUGGAUGGUUAUACGAUUGACUUUAAAGAAGGAAUCCAAAUUUCGAAUAACGAUCGCAGCAAACAACAUCCCGUAAAACGAAUUACUUGUAGCAUAGAUGACCAUCCUGUACGCGAAGAACGUUUUACCUACACUCCUAUCAGUCCUAAACAACCAUUUGCUGGUAGAUAUGGGUGGAUUUCACCUUUCAUAAGAGCAACAGUAAAACAUUUAAACAUUACAAAAGAAAAUUUACCAUCAAAAGAUGCAACAGUUAUUCCUAUGAUUGUUGAAAAAGCUGCUGAUGGCAUAAUUCAAGAGGGUAAAAAGAUUGAAAAACAACGUGAAGCGGAAUGGAUAGCAAAAAUGUUGCGAGAAAAGCAACAUGCUAGUAUGAAAGAAGUAUGGAAAUCCUGCGCUUAUCUUUAUUCAUUGGAAGGCUUUUUGUAUAAAAAAAUGAAUGAAACCAUGCGAUUGAUAGGAGACAAAGACUAUGAACAAGAUUGGAGAGAUAAAGUACCAACAUUAGGUCCAUUUUGUUUGCUGUUAUGGGACAAUCCAGCCAGUUACAAAACUACUAAACAAGGAACAAUACUUUAUCGAGGAGCUAAACUUUCCGAUGAACUCGUUUCGAUGUUCAAGGAAGAUUGUAAGCAAAAGAGAAAGAAUAAACCAAUACGUUCGUUUCAAUCAUUUACUUCAUGUAGUCGAGAUAGUGCUGUAGCUGAGAUGUACGGCAACACACUGUUUAUUAUGACAAUCAAGCAUGCUUUCAGUGUGGAUCUUAAAGCAUGUUCCCAAUAUCCUGACGAAGAAGAAGAACUAGUUUCACCUGGUGUUUGCUUUACUGUUGAACGUGUUGAAUUCGAUCAAGAGAAAGACAAAUAUGUGAUAUAUUUAGAUCUUAUACAACAGUACAAUCAAAUCGAUCAUGAACAAAUAUCUGAGUGUCUUAUUCGUCAUUCUGACCCUAUUGAUCCUGAUUCUGAUUCUGAUGCUUAUUAUGCUGAUGCUCGUCUUCGUGAUCUUCGUCGUGAUCGUUGUGAUCGUUAUCCUGGUUAUGCUCGUCGUUAUCGUUAUCGUGGUUAUGCUCGUCGUUAUCGUUAUCGUGGUUAUGCUCGUCGUUAUCAUCAUCGUGGCUAUGCUCGCCGUCCUCAUGCUCGUAAUGAUGAUCGUCGUCAUCGUGCUCGUAAUGAUGAUCGGCGUGAUGGUGGUGAACAUGACUGGUACUAAUGGUUGAAUUUUGGACUACGUGUAAAUACUGCGAGGAUGUGAGGGUGUUGGCGGGGUGAGAACAGCUACCGUUAUCUAGGUUUCACUCCAGCUACGGAGAUCAUCAGACGGCAACUAGGGUGUGGGUGGGUGUGGGUGUGGGGUGUGGGUGUGGGUGUGAGUGGGUGUGGGUGUGGGUGUGGGUACGUGUGGGUGUGGAUGUGGGUGGGUGUGGGUGUGUGUGGGUGUGGUUGUGGGUGUCGGUUGGAAUGUACUGUCGAUACACCCAUACACCCACACCCACACC